This is a messenger RNA of Drosophila busckii, 859 nucleotides long. RefSeq names its product ficolin-1. The transcript has 3 exons. NCBI's taxonomy places the organism in Eukaryota, Metazoa, Arthropoda, Insecta, Diptera, Drosophilidae. The record is from RefSeq and is a predicted model, not a curated record. Bases 62 to 790 code for a protein of 242 amino acids.
UAAUUCAGCAAUUGAUUGCGAUGUGGAUUGCCAUGCAUAUUUACAAUUUCAAACUGAUCACAUGCUCAAGCACUUGGUGGAAUAUGAAAAUAAGAUUGAGCAACUGCAGCUCAAAAUUAAGAAUCAAGAAACAAAAGAGCAAAAGCUGCAGGCUAAAAUUCGUGAGAUGGCGACAACUAUAGCGACACUAGAAGCUAAGCUAGCCAAGGAUGAGUCCAUUGCUGAUCCAACUGAACCGACUAGCUGUCUACCCUUUGGUAAUUCUAGUGAUAUUCACACAAUACGUUUACCAGGCACGGAAGCCUUCCAGGUGCCCUGUGAUUCAAGAUUCGCUGGCAACGGUUGGAUCGUUAUUCAUCGCAGGAUCGAUGGCAGUGUAAGCUUUAAUAGAACAUGGGAUGAGUACAGACAAGGCUUUGGCGAUUUAAGAGGCGAGCUGUGGCUUGGCUUAGAAAAACUGCAUCUAAUAACCAAAUUUCAGCCACAUGAGCUUUAUGUACAACUGGAGGAUUUUAAUAAUGAAAUACGCUAUGCGCGCUAUAGCAAUUUUUCAGUUGGAAGUGAGUCGCAAUUAUACGAAUUAUUAUCUUUGGGUGACUUUACUGGAACUGAUGGACCCGCACUCAGUGAAAUACCCAACAGAAAUACCGCCCAUUUAAAUAUGAAGUUCAGUACACCAGAUCGUGAUAAUGAUAUUAGUAAUGGGAAUUGCGCAAGAGAUUACUCAGCUGGUUGGUGGUAUCAUAACUGUUACUCUUGCAAUCUAAAUGGAGGUGUAUCCAAAAACUAACGAAAAACAGUACUUUACAAUACUCUGGGGAACUUGGCAUCUGAUGCAGCUAAAAUUUGUUCAAAUGAU